Molecule: messenger RNA, 2778 nt
Organism: Aureobasidium uvarum
Lineage: Eukaryota; Fungi; Ascomycota; Dothideomycetes; Dothideales; Saccotheciaceae
Source: the annotation of a GenBank genome assembly
AUGCUGAUUUUGACCAUAGCCAAAGCAGCCAGUAGCGCCGAGGAAAUUCUUGAGAUAAUCGACAGAAAGUCGCUUUUGGAUCCUCUGGAGAAUAGGGGAGAGCGUCCUGAAUCAAUUCAAGGAGAAAUUGAGCUUGGUGCCAUCAACUUUGCUUACCCCUCCCGACCAGAUGUUCGAGUUCUCGAUAACUUCUCAUUGAAAGUUCCUGCGAAAACUACGAUUGCUCUGGUCGGUGCAUCGGGAUCUGGAAAGUCUACUAUCGUGGGCUUGAUGGAGCGUUGGUAUGAGCCGGAUUCGGGCACCAUCAAGAUUGACGGGCGAGAUAUUCGCGACCUUGACGUCCAAUGGCUUCGUACCCAGGUCAGGUUUGUCCAGCAAGAGCCCGUGCUCUUCAACACAACGAUUUAUCAAAAUGUACGACUCGGCCUCGUAGGUGCAGCAGAUCUUCCAGAGAAUGAGAUCGAAGCGAGGGUAGUAGAGGCCUGUCGAGACGCAAACGCAGAUAGCUUCAUCAGAAGCCUUCCCGAAGGAUAUCAGACUGUUGUUGGGGAGCGAGCCAGCAGGCUCUCAGGCGGUCAGAAGCAGCGAAUCGCCAUUGCCCGAAGCAUCAUAUCGAACCCCAAGAUCCUUCUCCUGGACGAAGCCACCAGCGCUCUAGACCCACAAGCGGAAGAUAUUGUUACAAGCGCCUUGAAUCGACUACAAGGCUCAAGGACCACAAUCGUCAUCGCACACAAACUCUCAACCGUCAAGAAUGCUGACAGGAUUGUCGUACUUGACCAAGGCGUCAUCAAGGAGCAAGGCACACACGCCGAACUCUUAGACCAAAAAGGCGUAUAUUAUCGUCUGGUGAUGGCACAAGAUCUGGGGAAUGACGACGAUUCCCUCGAGAAGAAAGAGGCUGAGAUCGUGGAUACGGAAACUACCCAAAGUCUGUCACGCAAAGAGUCCAAAGGCAUUGGGCAAGAACUUCUCGGACCAUCAGACGGACGCAGUCAUACAUUGGAUUACAAUCUGUUGAAGUGUUUCACCAUUUUCCUCAAGGAGCGCCGGGAUUGCUGGAUGAAUCUGUUCAUCAUCGCGGUAGCAUGCGUUAUUGGGGGUCUAACCUAUCCAGCGCUUGCUAUUCUGAUAAGCAGACUCAUCACCACCUUCCAACUGCAAGGAUCUCGGCUGACAGACCGCGGAGACUUCUACGCACUUAUGCUGUUUAUUGUGGCCAUAAUAAACGGUAUAUUGUACUUUGUUGCAGGUUACGUCUCAAAUGUCGUGUGCCAGAUUAUCUCGAGGCAGUAUCGCGAAGACAUGUUUAAAAACAUCAUCUACCAAGACAUGGACUACUUCGACCAACCCGAGAACGGUACUGGCGCCAUUGUAUCUCGCCUGUCCCAGGCGCCUGCUAAUCUGCUCGAGUUCAUUGGACUCAACUCUGCACUGCUUCUCAUUGUCUUGAUCAUGCUGGUAUCUUCUGCCAUCACUGCCACCAUCUUCGGAUGGAAGCUGGCGCUCGUUGCCGUCUUUACCAUCAUGGUGCCGGUAGUUGGCAUGGGAUAUUGCCGUCUCAGAAUGGAAAUUCGGCUCGAAGAAGCCACGGAAAGGCUCUUUUCCGACAGCGCAGCUACUGCUUCCGAGGCAGUCUCAGCAAUCCGGACUGUGGCCUCACUGGCACUAGAACAGCACAUAGUUGACCGGUAUCAAUCGCAGCUCAGGAACAUCACCAAGAGGUCCAGCAAGAUGUUGCUCACCGCGAACCUGUUUUUCGCUGUUGCUCAGGCUGUCGAGUUCGCUGCUAUGGCAUUGACAUUAUGGUACGGCGCACGUCUGAUGUCGUAUGGCGAGUACAGCACGAACCAGUUCUUCACCGUGUUCAUCGCAGUCGUAUUCGCUGCCGAAGGCUCGGUCCAGAUGAUUGCAUACAGCACAUCGCUCUCUAAAGCACGCGCUGGUGCGAAUGAGAUUCUCUGGCUUCGAUCGCAAAAUCCACGCAUAGGCAUGCACGACCGAUGCCGUCAGGUACUUGACAAUGAGAAGGGGCCAGGGGGCUCAGCGACUUUCGAACUGGAAAAGGUCGAAUUCGCGUACAGUACCCGACCUGAUAACACUAUCAUCAAGGGGUUGGACAUUGACAUCCACCCGGGCGAAUUUGUCGCAUUUGUUGGAGCAUCAGGAUGUGGUAAAUCGACUGUGGUGUCACUCUUGGAGCGAUUCUACGAGCCAUCUGCUGGAAGGAUCAAGCACCACGACAGAGAGCUCAGAGGAUACUGUCCUCGGAGGUACAGAGACGGCAUCGCGUACGUACAACAAGAGCCGAGUCUGUUCGAUACAAGUCUUCGCGACAACAUCCUCCUUGGAACAGUCGGCACGACUACGGCCGCUGAAGUCGAGGCUGCCUGCCGUCAAGCCAACAUCUGGGACUUUGUUUCCUCUCUACCUGAAGGUCUAGAGACCGGUUGCGGAGCUGGAGGUACACGCUUGUCCGGUGGCCAACGACAACGAAUCUCGAUUGCACGAGCACUCAUUCGCCAACCUCGAGUACUGUUGCUCGAUGAAGCAACGUCUGCAUUAGACACUAACUCUGAAAAGUACGUCCAAGCCUCGAUCGCCCAAGCAUCCGUUGGUCGUACUACGAUUGCGAUUGCUCAUCGACUCUCCACGAUCAAGGACGCAGACAGGAUCUUUGUUUUGGGCCAGGGGACUGUGGUCGAGCAAGGUACUCAUACUGACUUGAUCAAGCAAAAAGGCAUCUACUACAAAUUGUGCCAGUCGCAGUCGUUGUAG